GUGCUUUUGAAUUUGCAAUCUGUUCAGAAAAAUGGGACUGAGGACAUGUGUGGUUGUCGGCCUUACUCUUCUCUAUAUGACUUUAGCUGAGAACAACGACAACAGUUCGUUUGUAAAAAGACUAAGGAGCUACAAAAACACUUGUCGGGAAAUAGGAUGGGAACCAACCUGUGAAAGAAGGACCCGGAAUAGCAACAGUGUUGCCUUCCAUGUUUAUCUGAAGAAAUCUAUUUCAAGUAUUCAAAAGAAUCAGAUAAUCAAGUAUGAUCACGUAAUCACAAACAUUGGCGAAGGGUAUGACACAAACACGGGAAAAUUCACGGCUCCAGUGGAUGGAGUGUAUUCCUUUACUUGGACCUAUAUGACAAGGAAAGGAGCAAAGGUGUUUAUUGGCGGAUUUGUUGAUGGCAAGCAAAUUGUCUGGUCGGGCAUGUUUGAACAGUCUGCAACUUGGGCAAGUACUACUGGAAACCUUGUAAUAAGAAUGAAGAAGGGAAGUCAAUUUUGGACACCUAAUAGUGAGAGUCAUGUAGACUACAUACACAACUACCAUACUUACUUGAGCGGAUUCAAAAUAUCUGACAAAUGAUUUCACUUUCUAAUUGUGAACAUUGCUUUGUUAGAAAUAUAAUCAAAUUUUGAAGACUGUCUUCAAUAAAAAUUCCGUUCAUAUGUGUUUA
Molecule: messenger RNA, 680 nt
Organism: Magallana angulata
Lineage: Eukaryota; Metazoa; Mollusca; Bivalvia; Ostreida; Ostreidae
Product: complement C1q tumor necrosis factor-related protein 3-like
Exons: 3
Coding region: 32-589 (185 amino acids)
Molecular function (GO): protein binding
Source: RefSeq, a predicted model, not a curated record